Molecule: messenger RNA, 3224 nt
Organism: Spathaspora passalidarum NRRL Y-27907
Lineage: Eukaryota; Fungi; Ascomycota; Pichiomycetes; Serinales; Debaryomycetaceae
Gene: SLA2
Product: Sla2p
Exons: 1
Coding region: 29-3151 (1040 amino acids)
Biological process (GO): endocytosis; actin filament organization; clathrin coat assembly
Cellular component (GO): clathrin-coated vesicle; actin cortical patch
Molecular function (GO): actin filament binding; clathrin-cargo adaptor activity; phosphatidylinositol-3,5-bisphosphate binding
Source: RefSeq, a predicted model, not a curated record
GUUGAUUCCUCCAAUAAUUAAUUCCAUCAUGAGUCGUGCUGAGGUUGAUUUGCAAACAAGUGUCAAGAAAGCGUGUAAUGUGGACGAAGUUCCUCCCAAGAGAAAGCAUGUCAGAGCAUGUAUUGUUUACACUUGGGAUCAUAAGAACUCUCGUGCCUUUUGGAACGCAGUGAAGAUACAACCAUUGCAGAGUAACGAGGUUCAAUUGUUCAAAGCCCUUAUCAUGAUUCAUAAGGUUCUUCAAGAAGGUCAUCCAAAUACACUUAAGGAUGCCUAUAGAAAUCGUGAUUUCAUUUCUUCGUUAGGAUCUGUUUUCCCUACCCAUGGAAAUGCAUAUGGAAGAUUGAUUAGUCAGUACGAUAGAUAUCUUCUUCAAAAGUUAGAUUUCCAUCGCAACAAUCCUGGAUUUAAUGGUAUUUUUGAAUAUGAAGAGUAUAUCUCAUUAAGGGCCGUCAAUGACCCCAAUGAAGGUUAUGAAUCUAUUUUACAAUUGAUGGAUCUCCAAGACCUGAUUAACGAUCUCCAAAAGCUUAUAUUCGCGACAAUUCAUCAAACCCACAACAAUUUGUGUAAAGUUAGUGCAUUGGUUCCUUUGAUUUCUGAGUCUUAUGGGAUUUACAAGUUUUGUACCUCGAUGCUUAGAGCCAUGUACCAACAAUUGGGUGCUGAUGAUGCAUUAACUGUAUUGGUUGAGAGAUUCGACUCCCAACACUUUAUGUUACGUGAUUUUUACACUGACUGCCAUUCAAUUAAGUUUUUGACCAGUCUUAUUACUAUUCCUAGAUUACCUAACAGUGCACCAAACUUGCAAAUUAGCGACGAUGGCCAAGCUAUUUCUAGACCUCGUUCCGCUAAUACUACUGAAAAUAGUACUCCUCAAUUGUCUGCUCAACCUACCAGUUUUGAAGCUCCUCCUAAUCCACCACCUGAAGUUGACCAACAAACUGGCUAUUUGUAUCAGCAGCAGCAGGAGCAAGCUAGAAUUCAAAAUGAGUUGGAAUUGCAACGUCAGCAACAACUUCAACAACAGCAGGAGCAACAACGUCUUUUUGAAGAGCAACAACGUGAACAAGAAAGAAGAUUUUUGCAAGAACAACAAGCUUUACAAAUGCAACAGACUCAACAACAACAAAGUCGUGUCUCUGAGUUAGAACAUGAUUUGUUAAUGUUCAAGAAUCAAUAUGAUAAUGAUCAACUGCUCUUACAACAAUAUGAUGCCCGUGUUAAAACCUUGGAAAACGAAAUGAUGACUUUUAACAAUACCGCUACUCAACAAAUUGCCUCCAAGGAUGAGCAAAUUAAAAAUUUAGAAGAUCAGAUUGACAAUUGGACCAAAAAGUAUGAAUCUCUUGCAAAGUUGUAUUCUCAAUUACGUCAAGAACAUUUGAACUUGUUAGCCAAAUUUAAAAAGAUUCAGCAGAAGAUUAAUAGUGCACAAGAAUCAAUUUUGAAGAAAGAGAAACUCGAAAAGGACCUCAAGGCCAAGAAUGUGGAGUUGGCUGACUUAAUCCGUGAACGUGAUAGAGCUAGAUUGGAUAUUGACCGAGUUAAAGCAAGCAAGGACCAAGAAAUUGAAAAGCUUGAGGCUGAAAUUCGUGAAUUAACUUUGUCUGCAAGAGAAUCAGGUAAAUUACAAACCUUGAACUUAUCUUCCGUCAUGUCCAAGCAUCAAAGUGAGCUUGAGGAUUUAAAGAAGCAACUUGCAGAUAGAGAAUUACAAUUAAAUGACUUGGGUGACUCGGAGGCUUUGAAAGAUAAGUUGACAGAAAAAGAACUUGAAUUAGAAAUUGCCCAAGAGUCUUUGGAUAGUGCCCUUAGAGAGUUGGCCAAGGCUAAAGAGGAUCAAGAUGAAAUUGAUAAUGCUCAAAUUGAUCAAAUUCUUCUCAGUAACAUUGAAAAACUUAAAGACUUGGUUGAUAUUUUCUUGGACAAUAACAUUAGACGUAUUUUGGAAACAAAGCAUGAAUUAUCAUCGCAAGCACAAGCAGGUAAUUUGAAUUCGACUCCAGAAUACUUAUUAUCAAUUUGUGAAAAAACUUCAGAUACUGCUAAUGCCUUCACAUCUAUUUUUAAGAAUUAUGUUUCUGAAGGGAAGAACUCAUAUUAUGAUGAUAAUUCGAUUUAUCAAGAUAUCAUUUUGAACAGUUCUGAAUUGACCGUUACCAUCAAUGAUUUGCUGAUGAAUGCGAAAGGUGUUGCAAAAAGUAUUCCUGGAGCUCAAGAAGAAAAUUUGUUGACUUAUGUCCAUGGUGUAUUAGAUAGCACAUUAGAUUACUUCCAAAGCAUCAAAUCUGAUCAGUUGAACAAGCUUGAUGAUUCUGGAAAAGCUGCUCGAGUUAAUGAUGGUAAUGCAGACCUUCAGAAUUUGUUAAAGGAAUUAGGUCUGUUUGUUGAUGGCUUGAAAUCCCAUAGUGGAAUCAAGUUCCUGGGUAACUUGGAGGAGCUCGUUAACGAUGAAAUGGAACAAACUGCUGCAAUUGUCAGUAAGGCAUCCAAUUUCUUGAAUGAUUUGAUGGCCAAUCCAAGUAUCCAUGGAGGAAACUUAGAAGUUCACGAAAUGAUUUUGGCUGCUGCCAAGUUAGUCACUGAUGCUGUGGUUAAUUUGAUUUCUGCUUCUGUUGAAUCGCAAAAUGAAAUUGUUAGCAAAGGUAAAGGCACCCAAACAAGAACUGAAUUCUAUAAGAAGAACAAUCGUUGGACUGAAGGUUUGAUUAGUGCAUCUAAAGCUGUUGCUGGCGCAACCAACAUUUUAAUCCUGACAGCUGAUGGUGUUCUUAGAGAUGUUAAUUCUCAUGAACAAUUGAUUGUGGCCUCUAAUGAAGUUGCUGCAUCUACUGCACAAUUAGUCGCUGCUUCAAGAGUCAAAGCUAAUUUCGUAUCCAAGACCCAAGACAAUUUAGAACAUGCAUCAAGUGAUGUAACCAGUGCAUGUAAAGCUCUUGUGUCCAAAGUUCAACAAUUGUUGACUAAGGAACAAGAUACUAAUGACAUUGAUUUGAGCAAGUUGACUCCAUAUGAGGGUAAGACUGUUGAGAUGGAACAACAAGUUGAAAUUUUGAAGUUGGAAAAUAAAUUGAAUGCUGCUAGAAAGAGAUUAGGAGAAAUUAGAAAGCAUGGUUAUAGAGAUGAUGAAAGCGAUGAUGAAAACUAGGCUUGUUUAUAUGAUGCAGUAUUUAAUAUCUGUGUAAAAUCUGUGAUAUUUUUAAUAAAUUUGAUACUCUACA